UGCAGCAGGACGUCGUAGAUCAAUGAAGCGGACCGGAGGGCUGGUCCAUCUCUGUGGAUCUGACUGUAUAGAUGUGUCAGUACCUAUGCGGGGCGGAGGGAGUUACGAGCCUUACUAGUCUUUCGCCCAGUUUGUCCAGUAUGCAGAUGUUUUGAAAAGAAUAUAUUUUUUACAGUUGACUUCACUACAUCUGCGCUGCGCGUCUCUUACUCGUACUCUUAAGAUAUCAUAGUACAUCUGUAACCUCCAGGAUGAUCUUUGCAAACACGGGAAACCCUCUGAAGACAACCAAUAGGAAGCAGUCCUACCCCAUGACUCCUUCCAGUCCCAGCAGCAGUAACAGCAGCAGCACGGGUCUGGAGCAGCUCAGCAAAACCAACUUGUACAUCCGAGGACUGCCCCCCGCCACCACAGACCUGGACCUAGUCAAGCUCUGCCACCAGUAUGGCAAGAUUCAGUCAGCAAAGGCAAUCCUGGACAAGACAACCAACAAAUGUAAAGGUUAUGGUUUUGUGGACUUCGACAGCCCGGCCGCUGCUCUGAAGGCAGUGCACGCGCUCAAAACCAGCGGCAUCCAGGCACAGAUGGCCAAGCAACAGGAGCAGGACCCCACAAACCUGUACCUGUCUAACCUGCCUCUGUCUGUGGAUGAGAAGGAGCUGGAGAACAUGCUGCAGCCUUUUGGAGCGGUGGUCUCCACUCGUAUCCUCCGGGACUACAGUGGGAACAGCCGGGGGGUGGGCUUCGCCAGGAUGGACACCACGGAGCAGUGCAACGCAGUCAUCGCCCACUUCAACGGCAAAUUCAUCAAGAUUGGCUCCGGAGGGCUUGCUCCAUCACAACCGCUGCUGUGUAAGUUCGCAGACAGCCAAAGAAAGAAACAUGGGCACAGCGGGUUUGUUCCCAACGGACAGACAGGAGACUUGAGACUAGGCACAAUGACUCUGACCUAUGACCCCUCAACAGCUGCAUUACAGAAUGGGUAUUACUCCUCUCCGUAUCCAGUCACCAACAGGAUAAUGACAGUGCAGCCAACCAUGCCACCAUAUAUGUCUCCAGUUUCUGCUUAUCAGGUACAGAGUCAUUCCUGGAUGGCACAUCAGCCCUACAUUAUGCAACAUCCGACAGCUGUGAUGUCGCCCUCUGUGGACCCAUCCAUGUCACUGCACCCUUCGUCCCUCCUCACUCAGCAGAUGGGACAGCUGUCGUUGGGAAACCCAGGAGCGUACAUGGCUGCAAACCCCGCUGUACAAGGAGCCUAUAUGCCUCAGUAUCCUCCCGUGCAGCAAGUACCGGAAAAUGGGACACCGCAGCAAGUGGACUCCUCCAACAAUUCUUCACCGUACAGUCAGCUCAGCAAGUAAAGCUCUCUAUGAUCCGAGGAGCGGUUGGGAAUCCACUGAUGACAUCACAGAGUAAACAGCCACGGCCUUCUGUGAUUGGACCACACAACUUGAACUUUUUGCACAGCCCCGACUUUUGAGAAAAAGAGGAUGGAGUAAACGGACUCAAGCGGUUGGCUAUAAUCACUACGAAAAAAAGAUGAAAAAAAGACACGAUUUAUUUUGAUACAAAACACUGAUGCUCUACUUUUUCCUCUUUGUCAUCGCCUCUCACCUGACACCAAAAGACUUUCUACCAUUGCCCCUAGAUGUUAUAAAAAUGCAUGACGUAAUAAUAUUUUCCCCCUACUUUUUUAUAAACUACACUCAAUUUACAGGUGUUCAUCAAAUCACUAUUGGAAAAGGUGCCUUCCUUACAUCAUGCUUUCCAAUAUUUGUCCAUCAAUCUUGAUCAGGUAACAUAACAUGACAUAAUCUGAUAAUGUGAGUGAGUGAAAACUGUAACAUUUCCAGGCAGUGCGUGUUUCUAUGCUAUCUCGUCUCUGGUAGCAAUAAAGUCAAUCUACUAUGAGGGCAAUACUGAUAAAAAGUAAAAGCAAUUCUGAACAAUCUCAGAGAAAAUCAAAUCUUUCUUUUACUCUGUCCUUCUUUUUUUAAAACCACACAAUAAUAUUAAAACAGAAGCCGUAGUUUUUGUGAAAUGGCAUGUUUUACUAGGCAUAUUUUAGGAGGAUCUUGUCUCUUUUUCGUGGUCCGUUGUGACUGAAAAUCUACCUCAUGGUUCUGUGGGUGCUGUUUGGGUUUGCAGGUAAAGCCCUCCAUCAUUGACAGAGCAGAACUGAAGCCGAGCUCAGGAGCUGGCUGCUAUAGGACUUCUACUAUUUCUUCUUCCAUUUUGUUUUUCCUUCUGGUUUGAAAAAUUGCUUGCUUUAUUCGUCAUUGCUUCUUUUUGGUUGUAGUUUUUUUUUACCCAAGAGUUGUUCAGUGGUGAUGCUUCACGCUUUCCUAAAAGGUGCACUGUGUAACUUUUUGAUUGAGGGUCUGUCGCCUGAUUGUUUCUAUGGAUAUGUCAUUGCUCUGCCUGGAAUGUUCCACAGUAUGACAUUAAACAGCUGUACCUAACCUUUAUUAAAUUACAUGUGCUUUUAUACCUAAAAUCCCUAGAAAAACAGGCACUUUGACUAUGAAUGGGGUUGCCUCUCCAUAGAUCUGACCUGCAACUUGGUCUGGUUUGGUAUACAUGAAGAUAGAAAGGUUUAAAGCCAUAAUGUGAAAUAUUCAAGACAAAGCAAUAACAUUUCCAUGGAGAAAAGCUUUUGACGGACUCUUCACCAGAAAAGUUACACAAUGCACCUUUAAAACUAGUUUCUUCACAUUGUGCAAAGCAGUUGACAUGCAUUCGUGUUGUGUUUUUUGUUUUGCUUUUUGCCAUUUUGGACUUUUUUUGAAACUUUGGUGUUUCCUUUUCCGUCUUUAUUUCAAACAAUACAUUCUAGGAUUUUCACUUCUUCACCUUCUGAAAGGUCUACAAUGAAUUUUAAAAUGUGUGAAAAGCUAAUCAAAUCCUGCCUUGUUUAGACGCAUUACAUGAGUACUUUGAGGGCAAAAGCGUUUCAUUUCAAGUGGGCUAUUCGUCACGCAAAGAGAGACUGAAAAAACAAGUCGGGAUUUUUCUUACAAAAUGAGAGUUUCUAUUGUAAAUUAAACUGUGGACCUCACUGAUAAAAGAUACAGUGUUGAAUGCACUGCCGGUUUUGCUAAGAAACAAAAUAACAACAAAAAAAAAAGUUUAAAAAUUCCUCCCUUUGACUUCCUCUGUCCACCGAUUGAAAAAAAAAUUCUUGUCCUUGCUCUUUCCUUUGAAACAUUGGAAUAAAGCAGUGCUCAAUAAAAUGCUCUUUCUCAUACAAA
Boleophthalmus pectinirostris (great blue-spotted mudskipper) is the source of this 3254-nucleotide messenger RNA. It is a transcript of the gene rbms1a, whose product is annotated as RNA binding motif, single stranded interacting protein 1a. Lineage: Eukaryota; Metazoa; Chordata; Actinopteri; Gobiiformes; Gobiidae. Gene Ontology annotation, cellular component: ribonucleoprotein complex; cytosol. The coding region runs from base 252 to 1364 and encodes 370 amino acids. Gene Ontology annotation, molecular function: mRNA binding. The transcript is spliced from 14 exons. The record is from RefSeq and is a predicted model, not a curated record.